AUGAGCACUGAUUCCUUUACAGGUGAACAUUUGGCACACAUUCAAACAUGCACUAUUUUGGUCACACUAUUACACACUGCUGUUCAUCCUAGUACUUUAUCCUUUUCUCAUCCAGAAUUCUUGAAAUGUGACAUGAGUGCUUGCAUGGGGAAUUUGUGCUUUUACAACCUUGGUAAUGGUGAAACACAUAUUGAGUUUUGGAUGAGUGCUUAUAAGCUGGUCAAGCUAAGCCAGAAUAUUAUUACUAAACCUAGCAUUUGGCAGCCCCAAUUCUUUCUUGAGUGGGGUUUGUUCAAAUACAAGAUGAUGGAUGAAUAUUUUAGUAGCACUGUCGCUAAACAUAAAGUAAUUGACAAAACUCAGCCACUUUUGCUCACAGGCCGUCCUAGUGGCAAAGGACUAAGCCAGAAGCCUGCCAGUCCUGCAGCAAUUUCAAAUAACAUCCAGGAUCUUGCUAAAGUGACCAAGCUACCCAUAGCUGGUGCCUCUGCCAUUUACAGGGGUGUUGCUGAUCAAUGUGCUGUCAUUUUAGGGAGGCAGCUUGCCACCUUUAUGCUUGGUCAUUGUCAAGAAGUUAUGCUUUUGGAUAGCCACUAUGCCUGUACUGCAGCCCAAGUGCCUAUAGUUGGUAUUAUGACUGGUGAAAUACCACUGGAAACUUUGCUCAUGCAGAGAUCACUAAGUACAAUGGAGUCCACCUUGCUGGCAGUCAGGGUUCUUGCUAAUGCAUCCAUGUCAAUUGAAGAUCCUCAAUCAUGCAAACCUAAAGUACUUACCUCACACAAGAGGCAACAGGCUAUUGUGUGUUCAUAA
Postia placenta MAD-698-R-SB12 is the source of this 813-nucleotide messenger RNA. RefSeq lists its product as hypothetical. NCBI's taxonomy places the organism in Eukaryota, Fungi, Basidiomycota, Agaricomycetes, Polyporales, Adustoporiaceae. The coding region runs from base 1 to 813 and encodes 270 amino acids. The transcript is spliced from 8 exons. The record is from RefSeq and is a predicted model, not a curated record.